This is a messenger RNA of Xiphias gladius (swordfish), 4876 nucleotides long. It is a transcript of the gene evi5l, whose product is annotated as ecotropic viral integration site 5 like. Lineage: Eukaryota; Metazoa; Chordata; Actinopteri; Istiophoriformes; Xiphiidae. The coding region runs from base 562 to 3099 and encodes 845 amino acids. The transcript has 19 exons. The record is from RefSeq and is a predicted model, not a curated record.
CAACAGAACCCAGAAGACGCCAGCCAUUCUGUGCGAUUCACUCGUAAUGAUUGAUGCUGCCGUUUAUAGCCUCCACCACAUCCCCGCUGAAUCGCAGGCUACAUCGCGCGGCUGCCACGGUUGUUUUCGCGGAUAUCUCCGGAAAGAUUGCGCUCCUCUGAGUUCGGCUCAGACGCACACGAGCCUCCACCGCGUGCAGAGGCUCGCGAGCAGCUGUGCGACGCGGCGCCGCCUCCGGGUCGAGCGGCGGCAGGAGGAUGGCACUGCGUUGGACGGUGUCUCUGUGUUUGUCCUCGGCGGUGUGUUAAGAUUUUAAUUAGCCGACAACAUACGUUUGACAUUUACGACGGACCGGUUGGAGAGCGACGACGAAACGCAAGGGUUCGAUUAUGGAAAAGGAGUCCAGGUUUGAAGAACUCUGAUCAUAUUGGCUCCACGGCCAGCCCUGGGGGCCAAUCAGGCGACAGCAGGGCUCACUUAGGAGGGGGACCAACAGUGUGACUGCCGGACCCUCUUGCCACACCUGCACCGCUUCACCCAUCCCACUGUAUCGUCACCGCAAUGUCUAUACCCAGCGGCAGCCCAGAAAGAGAGGCCUCUGGUGGGGCUCUCCCUCAGCUAGAGUGCCCUUCUUCCCCUCCCGGCAUGGACCCAGACCCCCUGUCGACAGGAAGCCCAGUGCUCAGCCCAGACUCAUCUUCCCAUGAUGCGGUGCUGUCAGCACCGGCUGCCUCUCCAGCAGACUCAGAGAACCUGAGUCCUGACGAACUGGAGCUGCUGGCCAAACUGGAGGAGCAGAACAGGUUGCUGGAGGCCGACUCCAAGUCCAUGCGGUCAAUGAGCGGCUCACGGCGCAACAGUGGCUCCUCACUGGUGUCCAGCUCCUCAGCCUCCUCCAACCUGUCACACCUGGAGGAGGAUACCUGGAUCCUGUGGGGCCGCAUCGUCAACGAGUGGGAGGAGUGGAGACGUAAGAAGGACAAACUCCUGAAGGAGUUGAUCAGAAAGGGCAUCCCCCAUCAUUUCAGGGCCAUCGUCUGGCAGCUGCUAGGCAACGCCACUGACAUGCCGGUGAAGAACCAGUACUCUGAGCUGCUGAAGAUGUCCUCCCCCUGCGAGAAGCUCAUCCGCAGAGACAUCGCCCGCACCUACCCUGAGCAUGAGUUCUUCAAAGGCCAGGACAGCCUAGGGCAGGAAGUCCUCUUCAACGUCAUGAAGGCAUACUCUCUGGUGGAUCGAGAGGUGGGCUACUGCCAAGGCAGCGCAUUCAUCGUUGGCUUGCUGCUUAUGCAGAUGCCUGAGGAGGAGGCGUUUUGCGUUUUUGUGCGUCUGAUGCAGGAGUACCGUCUGAGGGAGCUGUUCAAACCCAGCAUGGCUGAGCUGGGCCUCUGCAUCUACCAGUUUGAAUAUCUGCUACAGGAGCAACUUCCAGAGCUGAACGUCCAUUUCCGGUCCCAGAGUUUCCACACAUCCAUGUACGCCUCAUCCUGGUUCCUCACCCUUUUCCUCACCUUCCUCCCUCUGCCUGUCGCCACUCGCAUCUUUGAUAUUUUCAUGUAUGAGGGUCUGGAGAUUAUCUUCCGUGUGGGCCUGGCCAUCCUUCAGUACAACCAGACUGACCUCAUUCAGCUGGACAUGGAGGGCAUGUCACAGCAUUUCCAGAAGGUGAUCCCCCACCAGUUUGACAGCUGCCCAGACAAGCUGAUCCUCAGGGCCUACCUGGUCAAAUACAACCCCAAGAGGAUGAAGAAACUUGAGAAAGAAUACACCACAAUCAAGAACAAAGAGAUGGAGGAGCAAAUUGAGAUCAAGAGAUUACGCACAGAAAACAGGCUGCUGAAGCAGAGGAUUGAGACGCUGGAGAAGGGUCAGGUGACAAGGGCCCAGGAAGCAGAGGAGAACUACGUGAUCAAGCGUGAGCUGGCAGUGGUGAGGCAGCAGUGCAACACAGCCAGCGAGAGCCUCGAGAAAGCACAGGACACCAUCAGGGAGCUGCAGCAGCAGAGGUACACAGAGCAGUUUGUGAGCAGUCUGCAGACCCAGCUUGAGCAGUCCAGACUCCAAGAGGCUGAGCUGCUCGGAGCACUGAAGGAAAUGCAAGACAAGGUGCUGGACCUGGAGAAGAGGAGCAGCUGCCUUCCUGAUGAGAACAACAUGGCGGCUCUGCAGGAGGAGGUGAAGCAAAUGAAGCUGAGGGAGCUGGAGACGCUGCGUUCCUUCCGGGAGAUGCAGGACACCGUCACUGAGCUCAACCAGCGCUGGCAGCAUCACAUGUCCCGUGGAAGCGGCACAGGUGGUGGGGGCGGCCACUGGAAGGAAUCGCCGAAGAAGAACGCCAUGAAUGAGCUGCAGGACAAACUGAUGACGGUCAGACUGAGGGAGGCCCAGGCCCAGGCUGAGCUCCGAGAGGUCAAACUAAAAGCCCUGCAGCUGGAGAGCCAGAACCAGAUCCACAGCAAGCUGAUUGGUCGCCACGAGCAGGAACGCUCCGCCAUGCAGGACCGGCUCCAGAUGCUGGCCAAUCAGAACAAAGCUCUCCAGGCCCAACUCAACGAGAUGAAAAGGAAGCAGGCGGAGUCCGACUGCAAGAGUAAAGAGGAGGUGAUGGCAGUGCGACUGAGGGAAGCAGACAGUAUGGCUGCCGUGGCUGAACUCAGGCAGAAGAUCGCUGAACUCGAGAUACAGAAGGAGGAAGGGCUGAUCCAGGGCCAGCUGAACCACUCAGACUCCAGACAGUACAUCACCCAGCUCCGGGACCAGAUUGCUGAGCUCAAGAAUGAGAUCAGGCAGUUGCGAGGGCAGAAGGCGGCCCCCAGCUCCAGAGUCAGCAGUGGAGGCGUAAGUACCACCUACCAGGAUCUCUGCCUGGCCAGCCCCGCCUCCGCUGAGGGGGACUACCUGAGCUCAGACGAGGACCUUCUACCCAGCCCGCUGCCUCCCAACGCCCUCUACCCGGCCCUGUCUGGUCCAUGUCACCCGUCCGCCCGCCUCGAUAGCGAGGGCAGCACGGACAGCGAGGCAGAGGAGCGCAUGCGGACACACCCGGACCCACAGCAGCUGUACGGCAGCAUGGUGUGCGCAGAGGGACUGGAUAACUGAGACCAGGAGGGGCUCAAAGAUUCCAUCAGAUUUCUUUGACCUAAAGAGACAGUGGAGCUCUACAGGACAGGACUGCUACUGUAAACUGAGACUGUAUUAUCCAUACCGGUCCUCCUCGUCAGCUUUUCCGGUGUUUUACUUGAGGCAGACAUUAAUGGCAUUGAUUGGACCUCCCUUGGUCAUCACUGCCUGUAGUCUCCGCUCCUGUUACUGCCUCCACCACCUUGUUCCCCACACUGUCCAUUACCCUGUCAAAGAGGUGAUAUAAAGCCUCUCUCCUUGUUCCCACAUGUGACUGCGCCAGAAACUGUCCGUCAAAAUACAUAUCCAUCCAAACACAAACAUAUGACACACAAACACACUGAGUCUGGACCACAGAGACUUGUGGCUCGCUGCUCGAGAUCAACCAUGGGACCGGAGUUUGUGACCGUGACGAGGAGUGAAACAUGGGUAGAUGGAUAUAGAAGAGAACUCCUCCCUCUCCCUGUAAACUGAAGAAUAGACACUUGACACACUGUAUGCUCUGACUACCCAUAUAUAACUCUCCUUCCUGAUUGGUUCAGAGUUAAAUACAUCUUAAUCCUCUCUUUUUCCUUUUUAUGGCUUUGUUUAGAAAGGCACGCAUCCAUCUUCACUGCCUUCAGAAAAAAAAAACUUCUAUCAGCCAUCCAUUCACAAAAGAAAAUUCAAAAUGGUGAUGAGUGUGAGAAGGAAAGGUGCAGUGUAGGAACAUGUACACAUCAAACUAAAGAGUUAUCGCAAGGUGGCGUUCAUAAGUAUAUCAUGAACAAUUUAACAAACUAAAUAUGUGUAUCGUCUGUGUCUGUGGCUUGCAGAUAACAAAGAGGCAAGCGAGUUAAUUCAACCGCUUAUGUCAAAACAUUCACCUUAACCCACAAAAAAGGAAGAAAGAUACUCAAUGUUGCCAAAUCUAUUGUUUUUAAAUUAUUUAUAUGUUGUAAUUUAUUUUGAUAUUUUUUUAUUUUUGAUAUAUCUACAUGAAACUAUAGGAGUGUAGAGAUACCGAAAGAGGCCAAACUUUCUACAGCGUCCUUUGUGCCAACAAGUCGUCUGUUACAGGUUUACUGUGACACUGAGUGUUUCACAGACGGGAAAUGUGCUGCUAUGAUUUUGAAUUUUACUUCUUCCAUUUUGUUAUUUAUGUUGUUGUUGUUUUUUUGUUUUUUUGUUUUUUCUCUUUUAAUCUUUGUGACCAUUUUAAUGUCAGUCCUCCCUGGAGCUUCUCAACAUUUAUCUAUGAUGGGAACCAUGUGGUAUCCUUCAAAACCAAACACUAUCAUUGUGUAUAUGUAAGUUAAAGAUUGCAUUUUGGGAACUAUGUUUAUUCGCUGUCUGCCUGAGAGUUACAAUAUUGGUGGGGCAAGUGGAUUAUUACUUUUAUUCCGGGGAUUUCCUGCGCACAGCAAAGAAAAAGUCCGGCACCCCCCGUUAUAGACCCCAACUCAUUUUUACACUUUGAUUUUUUUGAAAAAAAGACAAUGUUAGUUUUUAUAGUGGUAGAUGCUAAACAUUUUACAUUGCACAAGUAAAGAAAAAAAAAACUGUCUCAGUAAUAUCAGUUACAUAGCAUUAUCUAGCUAACAUUAGCCAGCAUAAGCUACUGGUCAUUACAGACCAAGUGAGUCUGUAGAAGCUACUAAAAACCCCUGAGAGUACUGAAUUGAACAAGGGUGCUUUUUAUUGCUUAUUUAUAUAAUUUUUAAUUUGUAAAAUCAAAAAAAAAAUGUUAUUUACUCUUUGAAAAGUUACCGUUUUU